UUGGUUUUUUUCCAUGUCUCUGCAUUUUCUUUUCCCUUUGAAAUCACCUCACCCAACAACAUGAGGCCAACCCCUCCAAAAAAGUCCGAAGAGCAAAGAUUUUUAUCAGUCUGUCUUCAAGAUCCUGCUGUAUAGCCCUCCUCCACUGGUCGAAAUACAUUUGAAAUUUCUGCUCUCUUUUUCAUCUCUGGGAAUACAAGAUCCCCCAAAAAUUUGAGCUUUUGUCCGAGCUGACUUGCCUCUCUGUGAUCACGAAACUUUCUAAUCAUUCUCACUGUGUGAAAAAUUUCUAUCUUUUUCGCCUGUACAAGACUCUCACUGGUUCAAAGUUUCGAUUUUUCGGUCCCUCUGUUUCUGUAUUUUGGAGUUUUAAUUGGUUUUCCAUCUGGGGGCACGUUUUCUCUUUGUCCGAGUUCAGAGCUGCUUGGGAAAUUUGCAGUGUAAAAGGAAAAUGGGUUUUUGAUGUCUAGCUCGUAGAAAUUCGAUUUUGUUUCUUUUUCUUUUUUUUGAAAGCUUUGAGUUAUGGAGGGAAGAGAUGGUGUGGGCGCUAGCAGUGGAGGUGUUACAGUGGUGGGAUCAGACGCUCCAUCGGACUACCAUGUCGCUCCAAGAACCGAGAACCCCACCCAGACACCCGGAUCGGCGCCACCCCCGGUGGCGGUGGCUCCGCCGCCUCCGGCCGCCGCGGGGAUUCUGGUGAAGAAGAAGAGGGGCCGGCCAAGAAAGUAUGGGCCUGAUGGGUCGGUAGGGGCGGCGCUGUCGCCAAGGCCGAUAUCGUCGGCGGCACCGCGGCCACCAGUGAUUGACUUCUCCACCCCGAAGCGCGGCAAAGUAAGGCCGGCCGGGUCGGUCAGCAAGCCCAAGUUUGAAGUGGAGAAUCUUGGUGAAUGGGUCGCAUGCUCUGUGGGUACCAAUUUUACUCCCCACAUUAUCACCGUUAAUACAGGAGAGGACGUCAUGAUGAAAGUCAUUUCCUUUUCUCAACAAGGACCUAGAGCCAUAUGCAUUCUCUCUGCGAACGGCGUGAUCUCAAGCGUUACGCUUCGUCAACCUGAUUCCUCCGGCGGUACCUUGACAUACGAGGGUCGUUUCGAGAUAUUAUCCUUAUCCGGAUCAUUCAUGCCCAACGACACUGGGGGAAGGAGAAGCAGAUCUGGCGGGAUAAGCGUCUCAUUAGCGAGCCCAGAUGGACGUGUUGUGGGUGGCGGCAUUGCUGGAUUGCUCGUGGCAGCAAGUCCUGUCCAGGUUGUGGUGGGCAGUUUUCUCGCGGGAGAUCAGCACGAGCAAAAGACGAAGAACCCAAAACAUGACAUUCUAUCAACAACAAACCAAUCUGGGAGUAUUCCGAUGCCUCUCUCGGACCCUAGCGUAAUUCUCUCAACAAGUCCAUCCUAUCGAGGAGAUAACUGGUCAUCGCUUCCAUCAGAUUCAAGAAGCAAGACGACUGACAUCAACGUGUCCGUGCCCUGAGGAAUGUUAUAUAGUUUUCAUCAGCGACCACGUGAUAAUCAUGGGACUCAUGUUCUUAGAUUGCAUUUUUUUUUGCAAUUUAAUGUAGACGUACAUUUACGUAGUCCUGUGCCGCUAGAUCCACUGUUGCUCAUUACCAGAUUGUAUGUCUGCUUAGCGAGAAAGCUGCCUGGUGUUUUCUCUUUUUCAUGUAAACCGUACGAUAUAAUAGUUGUUGCCUAGAGUUAUUUUCCGACUGUUGCAAGUUUCGCAGUGAGUUAAAUGCUUCUUUUCUGUAUCAUCUUCGUCAAAUAAUUUCAUUGUUAUGUCUUGUUGAUGGAUCUACAAUUUCCUUUCCUGUUGCUAAAGCUGAAAAUACUUCAUUUG
Messenger RNA from Rhodamnia argentea, 1836 nucleotides. RefSeq names its product AT-hook motif nuclear-localized protein 1-like. Bases 523 to 1470 code for a protein of 315 amino acids. The record is from RefSeq and is a predicted model, not a curated record. Lineage: Eukaryota; Viridiplantae; Streptophyta; Magnoliopsida; Myrtales; Myrtaceae. The transcript has 5 exons. Gene Ontology annotation, molecular function: minor groove of adenine-thymine-rich DNA binding.